AUGGUGGCUAAUAUGCACCAGAGGAAGGCUGAGAUGGCCCUUCAUUCUGAUUGCUUCAUUGCUUUGCCUGGAGGUUAUGGUACUUUGGAGGAGUUGUUAGAGGUUAUAACCUGGGCUCGACUAGGCAUCCAUGACAAGCCUGUGGGUUUACUGAAUGUUGAUGGCUACUACAACUUCUUCCUAACUUUUAUCGACAAAGCAGUCGAUGAUGGCUUCAUAAAGCCUUCGGAGCGCCACAUCUUUGUUUCUGCACCUAAUCCCAAAGAGCUUGUCCAAAAACUUGAGGUUAGUUGA
Messenger RNA from Striga hermonthica, 294 nucleotides. Lineage: Eukaryota; Viridiplantae; Streptophyta; Magnoliopsida; Lamiales; Orobanchaceae. The record is from the annotation of a GenBank genome assembly.